Molecule: messenger RNA, 816 nt
Organism: Symbiodinium necroappetens
Lineage: Eukaryota; Dinophyceae; Suessiales; Symbiodiniaceae
Source: the annotation of a GenBank genome assembly
AUGGCGGAGCAAAACAUCGACAUCACGUUCGAUGAGGACAAUCGCAUCCGGGUUAUGCCCAAGGAGAAGUUCAAGCAGACUGAGUCACUGGAGGCCGAAUGCCAUGGCUUUGCCGACAAGAUCCAGGCCUUCAGCGGCACAGUGGACAUGCUUGUGGAGGUGCUGGACGGAGAAGCGCAAAAGAUUGAGGAAGAGAAACUUCGGGCCAUCGGUCAGCGAAAUCGUGCCGAGAUGGAGGCUGAGGCGCGGAGGCGGAAGCAGCUGAGCAUGCAGGCAGCGAUCCAGGAGAAAACAGCCGAGCUCGAGAGGCUCGUCUUUCAGCUCAAUUCCCUGGAGCGUGUGGAGAGGGAGCAGUUCGCGCUCAUUGAAAAACUUAGCACACUUGGUGGCACUAUGCUGGCAGUGUGGGGGCGCGUCUUCGACGUCUCCAGUGGGAAGGAGUUCUACGGUGAAGGUCAGGGAUAUCGGCUCUUUGCAGGACACGACUGCACUCGAGCCUUCGCGUUGACGAGACGCCAGGUGGACAUGUUGGACCAGGGUCUGGAGGAUCUCAGUGACAAGCAGCUUCGGCAUCUGAACCGGACGUACUGGGAGACCUACGUGGCCAAGUAUCCUGUGGUGGGCCGUCUUCUUGACCCACCUUACGAUCCCAAGGACUACGAUAACUUUGCUGGACCCUACAGUGCCAUCCGACGUACGAGGCCGAGCCUUGGUGAAGAGAGGCCGCGGGAAUCCAGGUGUCCGGUCACAAGGGCUGCCAAGGCAGUGGGGAGUGCCAUUGCCAAUCUUAUUCCGAGGCAGCUCUUGCCAAGGUGA